Molecule: messenger RNA, 3621 nt
Organism: Mytilus trossulus (common blue mussel)
Lineage: Eukaryota; Metazoa; Mollusca; Bivalvia; Mytilida; Mytilidae
Product: engulfment and cell motility protein 1-like
Exons: 22
Coding region: 142-2367 (741 amino acids)
Biological process (GO): actin filament organization; cell motility
Cellular component (GO): plasma membrane
Source: RefSeq, a predicted model, not a curated record
AAACAAGGAAGCUGAUUCAGAAAAAGAGGAAGAAGAUGUCUGUUUCAAAUGACAAUUCCAUCAUGUGAUUGAUUGAACAACAGUUUACAUACACACAUUUUAAUUUAACAGAAUUGUAAUUUUUUCUAACCAAAGGUUAAAAUGUCUCAAUCAGAUCUCAGUCUCAGAACAACAAAAGUAUUGAGUCCAAACAGGGCCUCCACUCUAUCAACCACAAGCUCAAGGAGUCAACAAGAUAAUGUCAAGAAAAUAGCCAUUACAGCAGAUGGAAAACUUCCAUUGUUAAGAGGAAUAGAUCAGAAUAGACCACUGGCUGCCAUCAUUCAAGACAUUGCAUCAGAAUGGAACUUGGAAAAUUCAGCAGAUUAUGCUUUACAGUUUACAGAACCAAACAGACAAGUUUAUAUCACAGAGAGGAAUCGUGCAGAACUACAGAACGGCAAUGUUUUACUUUUAACUCAGUCACCUGAAAAAAGUGCCAAAGAUUUGUACCACAGUUUAGUAAAUGGCAAACCAGAAGAGAAAUUAGAAUCUUUAAAAAGACUACAGAAAUUAGCUACAGAUAGUACAUUUGCUCAUGAGUUCAUCAACAAACAGGGUCAUAUGCUGAUUAUGAAAUAUGUCAUUGAAGGAAAAAACCCUGGAGAUCCAAUGGCGUAUCAGCUGAAGUCCUUCAUGGCCUUAAUGGAACAUGGUGUUGUCGACUGGGAUAUAAUAGAGCAAGAUUUUACUAAAAGGAUAGUGGAUUGUAUCAUUAGUCCAAAGUCAGGAAUUAGUCCACUGCAGUCAGCUUUAGAAAUUCUGGAGAAUGUUGUGUUGCAUUGCAGUGACCUUACAAAGCAUCCAGUGAUAGAGCAGCACAUGACCCCAGAAAGGAUACAGACACAUUUACAAAGAAUUAUUCUUGCACAGAGUAAUGAAGUACAGAAGAAUGCUAUAGCUUUGUUGAAUGCAUUGUUUAUAAAGGCUGGACCAGAGAAGAGAAAGAAAUUAGCAGACAGUGUGCAGAGCCGAACUUUCAGAAAUGUAUUGAUGACUUCUGUGUUUGGAGGUAAACUUGGAUCUGAGAUGGCUCACCAGUUGUAUAAACUACAGACAUUGUUAUUAAAUAUGUAUGAGGAAAAAAUGUUGACAGCGGCUGAUCCUAAUUCACAGAACGUAACAUCAAUUAUUGAAACACUGAGAAAACCUGUGCUGGAUAUAGAAGCUGAUUCUAAUCAACUAGGAAAUAGAAAAUCUAAUGUCUAUAAGAAAUUGGGAUUUGAGGACUCCUCCCAUCCAGCACAGGAUUUUGUUAGACACACUCCCCCAGGAAUCCUGGCAUUAGACAAUGUUCACUAUUUUGCUCAAAACCAGUCAGAAAAUUAUAUAAAGGUGGUGUUAGAAAAUUCUUGUAGAGAAGAUAAACAUGAUUGUCCUUUUAUACGUUCCAGUAUAAUGUUAACUAGAGUUCUGUGUGAUAUACUCAAAAUAGGAGAACCACCUUCUGACGAUGGGAAAACAUAUUACCCAAUGUUUUUCAAUGAUGACAAACCAUUUGAGAAAUUAUUUUGUAUAUGUAUACAGCUUCUUAAUAAAACCUGGAGAGAAAUGAGAGCCUCAGAGGAAGAUUUUCCUAAGGUGCUUGGUGUAGUAAAAGAACAAAUAACUAGAGCAUUACAAGUACAACCAAGGUCAUUUGAAGUGUUGAAAACUAAACUUCAGGGACUUACUUACCAAGACAUCCUGAAACUCUGGGCAGAAGAUAGACAGAAAAAGGAAGACUGGGAAUCGCAGGCUAAACCAAUUAUUGAACUGAGACAACACAUUACACCAGACAUGUUAAACUUAAUCAAACAGCAAAGAAUUAAUUUUCUCAUGGAAGGAACAAAUUUUCAAAAAUUUAACUACAAAGGAAAAAUCAGAGAUAAGUAUUGGUUUUGGAGACUAGCACCUAACUCUAAAUCAUUCCUGUAUGCUGACUGUUCAGAGAAUAGUGAAGUGGCACUGGAUGAUCUCACCAAUAAAUUGACAAUAAGUGAAAUGAAGAGUGUACUUGUGGGAAAGGAUUGCCAACAUGCAAAGAAAGCCAAAGGUGCAAUCAACCUUUACUUUGCUAUACAGCCACAACCCUCCUCGAGUGAGAACCCGGAGAAUUUUUGUUUUGUUGCCAAAGAUGAGACAGAAUUAGAUAUGUGGGUGGAUGGUUUAAAUGUAUUAUUAGGAAAUGAGAUGGAUAGUAGUCAGAAAAAUAAAGAUUUGGAACUUUUACUGAACAUGGAGACAAAGAUCCACCUGCUGGACAUUGAAGGAAUAACAAUACCUUCUGAACCGCCACAAAUACCACCGGAACCGAAUAACUUUGAUUUUGUUUAUACAAACUUUUAGUCAAACCAAUUCUUUUACCAGAAAAAUAACUUUUAUAUACUUUUAACAGGAGAAAAGUGCUUCUGCUUCCAAAAGAUCUUGCAUAAGAAAGAAUUUGUUUUUUUAUGUAAAUCUAUGUCAAAUAUUUUAUGCUCUCAAAUGAAAUAAGCUGAAACUUGCUUGUCAGGGGAAAAUUCAGAUUGCCGGUACAUGUAUAUUCAAAAUUCAACAGUUCUCAGCCUUGAUUGCUGGUGUCUUCCAUUAAACAAAACCAAAAAGUGUCUAAUGCCAAAGGAAUGAUAAUGCUGCUACUUAUAUAGUGAAUUAAAAAAAAAUACCAGCUCUUUAACCAUACUUUUUUAUUUGAGAAGACCUAGAAAACCAAACUGAUUUCUGGUCAUUUUGUUGCGUUUCCAUAAGAGUUGCACUUCUAUUUAAUUAAAGUAUUGAUGUUGCUUAUCUCAUACCACUAUACAUUUUGUGACAAAUUCUAUGUUUAUUUGACAUUUAUUGAAAUGAACAAAAAUCUUGUUACCAAUUUGAAAGUAAUCUCACAUCUUUUUGAUAAGUAAUUUAUAUUUACAGUGUAAAUAUUUAUAUAGCUGCUUUUUAUACUGCAUAAAAUACUUGUGAUUGGUGCUAUGUUUUUUUUUACAUGUAAAUAUAUUUUGUUUCAUAUAUAUUAGGGACCAGUGACUAACAAAUUAUUAUAACCAUGCAAUUUCAUUUAAUAAAAGAUUUUAUAUACAUUGUCUUAUUGAAAAGUCAAUUAUAUCUAAAAUCUGAUUGUCAUUAUAUCAUUUUGUGUAUGAGGGAAUUUAAUAUUCACUUUCAUAAUUCAUUGUGCAAUAUAUAUUAUUUUUUAGAUAAUCUAAAUUGUAAGUGGAUGAAAAAAAGUUUCUGCUUAGUGGUAGUUGAACAAGUAGGUUUUGUAUUGCCAAUUACCUGGAAGUUUGCCAAGUUAAAGAAUUUAAUAUUUGAAGUCACAAGAAGUCAUUAGUAUAGAUUUCUCUAACAAAAUUUAUUUUUGAAUAUGUUGUUGACAAUACCAUGAAAAUAGUUCUAUGCAUUUUUGCUGCACAACAUAUUUUUACUGUACAUUUGAUCUGUCUUUUGAAACCAGUUCUCAAAGUCUGUCAUCUUCUUUGAAGCUAACCAUUUACAUUAUUAAGUUGUUUAUCAUGUUUUACUCUGUUUGUUAAAUACGAUUAGUGUAUGAACAUAACAUUAUGUAUAUUAUUCAGUGACUGUUUCAAUACAUAAGUACAAAAUGUU